Amphibalanus amphitrite is the source of this 1977-nucleotide messenger RNA. RefSeq lists its product as uncharacterized. NCBI's taxonomy places the organism in Eukaryota, Metazoa, Arthropoda, Thecostraca, Balanomorpha, Balanidae. Gene Ontology annotation, molecular function: nucleic acid binding; zinc ion binding. The transcript has a single exon. The coding region runs from base 224 to 1273 and encodes 349 amino acids. The record is from RefSeq and is a predicted model, not a curated record.
UGUCACUCUUUCCUAUCUUUUCCCUGAACGUCUUCGCCCACAUUUUCACUUUCGAUUGUUCCACUGUUAUUGUGCCUGUGUAUAUUUGUGUAAUUUUUGCAUUGUGUGACUGUUAUCUCCGCAUAUGUUUUCGUGUGUCAACUGAACUGUUUAUUUGGCAACGCUCCAUAAACACCACUUGUUUGUAUUCGCUGAUUGAUUUGUAUUUACUAGAGUUUUCAAAAUGUCCGAGGCAGUCAUCACCAAAGCGCUCCAAAAUAUUUGUCAGGAACUCCGUAUUCAGGGUCUAACUCAGCACAUCCGAACAUUCUCCGGGGAGGGCUCCGCCAAAUUCGCCCAAUGGUUAAACGACAUGGAUCAGAUAUCUAUUACGUGCGAUUCAGAGCGUAUGUGUGUUUUGGCGACCAUCACUUUAAACGGAUCCGCUGGUGCGUACGCUUCACGCAUGCUAAAAGAAAACCCCCAAAUCACGUGGUCGGAACUCCGACGGAAACUAAAGGAAAGGUAUAGCGAAAUGACUGAUCCGUACCUGGCUUCGGAAAAAUGCAGACGUCUAAAACAGAACCGUGGUGAGUCGGUACAAAAUUUUGCUGAAAAGCUGCGGACAAUGGCGUCGGAGGCAUUCGAAAAUCUCUCUGCCCCUGAGGCGCAACGCUUCCUAGUAGAAGUGUUCCAAAAAGGCGUGAGCGACGACAGCUUGGCGCGAAACUUGAUCAGGAAAAGAUUCACUAACCUCGAUGACGCCCUCGCUUUCGCUGAAAGUGAGCAACAGGCCGACAGGACUUUCCAAGUCUGCCGCCAUCACUCCCCUCCUCAGUCCGACGUCGAACCCAUGGACUGCAGCGGUAUUCAGUCCGCUACAGACUCUGAACUUCGGACCACUAUUCAGAAUCUAACCUCCCAAGUGCAGCGAAUGUCUCGCGACAUCCAAAAACUGAAACCGCAAAAACGUGCUCAGACCGCCCCACCGCAGGUGCGUUUCAACGUACCUCCGACUACUCCCCCACCGACUUACUUCAACGUUCCCCCGACAGCUCCCCCGCAAGUCCGCUUUGAUGUUCCACCCCCGCUGAUGUCGCACUAUGGCAACGUACAAACUCCCCCUCAAGCCCCUCAGACUCCCAGACCGAACUACCAGUGGACUGAAGAUGGAUCCCCCAUCUGUAUCGCUUGUGGCACACCUGGACAUGUACGCCGUACGUGCCGACGCAACUCCACCCGUCCUCCUCCCCAAAGUACCCAGGGAAACGCGAACGCGCGUCUCGAAAAAUAGCGACCAGAAACGCGCCAAAGAAAGACGGUCCGAAACGGAAAGUUUCUACAAAGAAACAUGGACCGCAAGCAGCACAAAUUAAAAUUAAACCUGAUACGCCGAUGUGCUAUGUAUCUCUGAGCGACCAAAAAGCCUAUUCGUUAGUAGAUUCAGGAGCGGACAUAUCCCUUAUUUCACGUGAAGCUUUUGAUAAAAUUCAGUGCAGGAAAAUCAAGGGUUUUUCUACGAGGAACUGCGUUCCUAUUCGUUCUAUCUCUGGCCAUAGACUCACAAACUUCGGAACGGCCGUACUACAAGUCAAAAUUGCAGGAUUUAAUCAACCGUUCAAAUUCCAAAUCGUAGAAGGUCUGAAAAACGACUGUAUCUUAGGCAACGACUUUCUCUCCGCAUUCGGUGUUCAAUUGGAUUUUGGACAAAAGACGAUGAACCUCAACGGUAACGUCAUCCCUCUGCGACCUCAACGUCUGACUUGCCAAACGACUACAUCUUUGGUUCGAGUGCCUCACAAAGUUACAAUUCCUGCUCAGUCGUAUAUAGAGAUUCCUGCGUUAGUCAACCGUGUUCAAUUGCUAGAUCAAGAUUGCAUAGUUCAACCUUUGAGCAAUGCACCCGUUCUAGGAGAAGAACCUGGUUUGUGUUUGGUUGAAAGUGUAGGUCACGUAGACAAAAACAAGCGUAUUACAGUCGUGAUAGUGAACGCCACU